UUUUCUUUCUCGCUGUCUUCUAUCAUCCCAUUCUUUCUUUUCCAUCCUACUGCAGUCAGGGAUGACGCAUCAGUAUUGCUGUGGAGCUUACAGGAAGUGUCGUUGUGAUAGGCCAGUGGAGAAGCAGCACAGUAGCGGCUCUGACAUGCGUAUGCAUUGCUGAACCAGAGCCAGGGAACACUCGCAGCAUUUUGAUGACAUCACCCACCCCCACACUAUGCCCCUGCCUCCCUCUGUUUGCUGUUGAAACAAGCUCUCGCUCACUCUGAGGAAAAAAAAAAAAGAAGCAGGCAUCAGUAAAAGAACAGGAGCUAGCUGGGAAGAGGAGGGGCAGCUCACGAGCAAAUGGAGAGGGAGAGAGUUUUGAGGGGAGGCGGAGGGUGGCUGAAAGUGCUAGCGGGCUAGGACUGGUACACACACUUACACACACAGGAAGAGAAGCGGAGAAGAAAUAUUGCUGUGCAUUGUUCAGACUUCUAUCGUCUACUGUUCUGCUGCUUUUUUCUCUGCUAUCAGGAGCAAAAGUUCUCACGCAGUUUCGUCCUCCGGUUUGCUGGACUUUUCUACCCUGAAAUGGGAUGAGGGACUCUGUGGACUGGCAAGGGGGCAGCAGGCGCUGGGAUGGAAUACUUCUCUAACUAGCCAGGCUAAGCACCAUCUCCUCUUCUCCUAGUGCAAUUCCGGGAACUAGGUAGCCGAGGACACAAAGCGGUAGCACUUCUUGGAUUUCUUCUCCUGAUCGACUGUCAUUCAGAAGGAUGCCUUUAACCUGCACCUGUGGAGGGUAGUACGCAGCCCCUAUCAGGGGACAGGGGGUGCAAGUUGAAGGGGUGUAAAGAUUGUAUAUUCCGAAGAAGAGUGGAAUGUUUGUCUUCAUGACAUGAACGUGAUGGGAGACCUGUGACAUUUUGUGCCUUUUUUGGUGACGCCUAACUUUUUGAGAGCCGCCAUGCUGAGCCUGCAGGAUUCAGUCUUCUUUGAGAUCAGCAUCAAAUCUCUGCUCAAGUCUUGGAGUAGCAGCUCUUCUGCACCAGUCAGCAGCAGUGUGAGUAGACGACGUGCCCCCUCCUCUGUGACUCCCCUCUCGUGGGAGAGACACAACAUCGCUGCCAUGUCGAGCAUCACCAUCGACCCCGAGCUCAAGCCCGGGGAGUUUGUCAUCAAGAGUCUAUUUGCAGAGUUCGCUGUGCUGGCUGAGAAGAAGAUCGAGAUGGUGAUGGCUGAGCCGCUGGAGAAGCCCCUAUCCCGAUCCCUGCAAAGAGGGGAAGAUGCACAAUUUGACCAGUUAAUAAGCUCUAUGAGCUCAAUAGCAGAACACUGUUUGCCCUCCCUACUGCGCACACUGUUUGACUGGUACCGGCGGCAGAGCGGCACCGAAGACGAGUCUUAUGAGUACAGGCCUCGCUCUAGUACAAAGUCCAAAGGAGAUGAACAGCACCGUGAUAAAGAUUACCUUCUGGAACGGAGGGACUUAUCCAUAGAUUUCAUUUUCUGUUUAGUUUCAGUGGAAGUUCUCAAACAGAUUCCUCUUCACCCAGUGCCAGAUGCUUUAGUACAUGAAGUUCUGAACCUGGCAUUCAAGCACUUUAAACACAAAGAGGGGUACUGUGGCCCCAACACUGGCAACGUGCACAUCAUCGCGGACCUGUAUGCUGAGGUCAUUGGCAUCCUCACACAGUCAAAGUUUCAGGCCGUUAGGAAAAAGUUCAUCACCGAACUAAAGGAGCUCCGGCAAAAAGAGCAGAGUCCCUAUGUAGUCCAGAGCAUCAUCACCCUCAUCAUGGGCAUGAAGUUCUUCCGGGUUAAAAUGUAUCCUGUGGAGGACUUUGAGGCGUCGUUUCAGUUCAUGCAGGAGUGUGCUCAGUAUUUCCUGGAAGUCAAGGAUAAGGACAUUAAACAUGCUCUAGCAGGCCUUUUUGUUGAGAUCCUCAUCCCUGUUGCAGCUGCGGUGAAAAAUGAAGUCAACGUGCCGUGCCUGAAGAACUUUGUGGAGAUACUGUACCAGACAACGUUCGAGCUUAGUUCCAGGAAGAAGCACUCUUUGGCUCUGUAUCCUCUGGUGACGUGCUUGCUGUGUGUUAGUCAGAAGCAGUUCUUCCUCAACAACUGGCACAUCUUCCUCCAGAACUGCCUCUCUCACCUGAAGAUGCCAUCUAACAACAGCAUCCGAAAGCAGAUUGAGACGCUGCAGAACAAAGAUCCCAAAAUGUCCCGUGUUGCGCUGGAGUCGCUCUACAGACUGCUCUGGGUCUACAUUAUCCGGAUCAAGUGCGAGAGUAACACUGUCACACAGAGUCGGCUACUGAGCAUCGUUUCAGCACUUUUCCCCAAAGGUUCCCGCAGUGUAGUGCCAAGGGACACGCCUCUCAACAUCUUCGUCAAGAUCAUCCAGUUCAUAGCUCAGGAAAGACUGGACUUUGCUAUGAAGGAAAUAAUCUAUGACCUCCUGUGUGUGGGCAAGUCACACAAAACCUUCACCAUUAAUCCAGAGAGGAUGAAUAUCGGUUUGCGAUCCUUCUUGGUGAUCGCUGACAGCCUACAGCAGAAAGAUGGAGAGCCUCCCAUGCCUACGACUGGAAUCAUCAUGCCCUCUGGCAACACCUUACGCGUCAAGAAGAUCUUCCUCAACACCACACUCACUGAUGAAGAAGCCAAGGGCAUAGGCAUGUCUGUGUACUACCCCCAAGUAAGAAAGGCCUUAGAUAACAUCCUACGACACCUGGACAAGGAGGUUGGACGCUCCAUGAGCAUGACCAACGUGCAGAUGUCCAACAAGGAGCCUGAGGACAUGAUCACGGGAGAGAGGAAGCCAAAGAUUGAUCUGUUCCGCACGUGUGUGGCUGCCAUCCCAAGACUGAUACCAGAUGGCAUGAGCAGACAAGACCUAAUAGAGCUUCUAGCCAAGCUGACCAUCCACAUGGACGAGGAGCUGCGGGGCCUUGCCUUUACCACUCUUCAGGCCCUGAUGGUUGAUUUCCCAGAGUGGCGUGAGGACGUGCUCUCCGGCUUUGUCUACUUCAUUGUCAGAGAGGUGACCGAUGUCCACCCCACGCUGUUGGACAACGCAGUCAAGAUGCUGCUACAGCUUAUCAGCCAAUGGAGGCAGGCCGUGCAGAGCAGCAAUAAGAGCCAUGAUGCACAGGGCUCAAGCAGCGGCCAUUCUCUGCCCCUGGAACGUGUUCCUCCACUUGGUGUGCUGCAUGUAGUGGAGGGCUUAGCUGUGGUGGUGCUUUGCAGCUGCCGCCCAGCCACACGUAGGCUGGCUGUUAACGUCCUCAAGGAGGUCCGUGCUCUGCACACUGCACUGGGCAUCGGAAAGGGCGAUGAAGAGUUGGCCAUUGACGUAAUGGAUAGACUAAGUGCAUCAGUGUUGGAAAGUUUCAUUCAUCUCACAGGAGCUGACCAGACCAACCUGCUGUACUGUCCCAGUGGGAUUGAUCUUCAGACACUAGCAGAAUGGAGCUCAUCCCCCAUCAGCCACCAGUUUGAUGUGGUGAGCCCCUCGCACAUCUGGGUGUUUGCUCACGUUACUCAGGGCCAGGAUCCCUGGGUCAUCAGCUUCUCAAGCUACCUGCGGCAGGAGCACUUGCCCAAACAUUGUCCAACUGCACUCAACUACGCCUGGAUGUUCGCCUACACCCGCCUGCAGUUAUUGUCUCCCCAAGUGGACAUCAACAGCCCCAUCAAUGCCAAGAAAGUGAACAGUCUGAACAGCAGUGACUCGUACAUCGGUCUUUGGAGGAACUACCUGAUCCUCUGCUGUAGCUCAGCUUCCUCCUCUUCCUCUAUGUGCUCUUCAUCCUCCACCUCUGGCUCCGUCCGCUGCUCCCCGCCUGAGACGCUGGCGUCUACGCCGGACAGCGGCUACAGUUAUGAUUCAAAGAUUGUUGGCACUCCGUCCCCCUCCACCCUCUUCAAACACAUCGUUCCAAUGAUGCGCUCUGAGAGCAUGGACAUCACAGAGUCUCUUGUGUUGGGGCUUGGCAGGACCAACCCCGUGGCCUUCAGAGAGUUGUUAGAGGAGCUGAAUCCCAUCAUAAAAGAAGCUCUGGAAAGAAGACCUGAAAACAUGAAGCGGCGCAGGCGUCGUGACAUCCUCAGGGUUCAGCUUGUCCGGAUAUUUGAGUUACUGGCAGAUGCUGGUGUCAUCAGUCAGAUAACCAGUGGAGGGUUAGAUGGUGAGAGCCACUCCCUGAACAGUUCGCUGCUGGAGUAUGUUGAUCUGACCAGGCAGCUGCUUGAGGCUGAAAAUGACAAGGACUCUGAUACACUGAAGGACAUUCGCUGUCACUUCAGUGCACUCGUGGCUAAUAUUAUACAGAAUGUCCCAGUGCACCAGCGGAGGACCAUCUUUCCCCAGCAGUCACUCAGACACAGUCUGUUCAUGCUGUUCAGUCACUGGGCCGGGCCCUUCAGCAUCAUGUUCACUCCCCUGGACCGCUACAGUGACAGAAAUAUGCAGAUCAACCGCCAUCAGUACUGUGCACUAAAGGCCAUGUCUGCAGUGUUGUGUUGUGGACCUGUAGCCGACAAUGUUGGCCUCUCCUCCGAUGGCUACCUCUACAAGUGGCUGGACAACAUCCUGGAUUCUCAGGAUAAGAAAGUUCACCAGCUGGGUUGUGAGGCUGUGAUGCUGCUGUUGGAGCUGAAUCCUGACCAGAGCAACCUCAUGUUUUGGGCUGUGGACCGCUGCUACACAGGCUCCCGCCGUGUGGCAGCCGGCUGCUUCAGGGCUAUCGCUAAUGUCUUUCACAACAGGGAUUACCAAUUUGACACUGUGGUGCUGCUGAACCUGAUUCUGUUCAAGGCGGCUGAUUCUUCCAGGGACAUCUAUGAAGCAGCCAUGCAGCUGUUACAGAUACUGGAACCCAAGCUCUUCCGCUACGCCCACAAAUUGGAGAUCCAACGAAUAGAUGGCAUUUUGACCCCUCCCUCACCGCUGCCACACCUCUACUCUGUGUCUUACUACCAGCUGUCUGAGGAGCUUGCACGAACUUACCCAGAACUGACCCUCCCCAUCUUCUCAGAGGUGAGCCAGCGCAUCCAGACAGCGCAUCCUGGUGGUCGUCAAGUAAUGCUGCAUUACCUCCUGCCUUGGAUGAACAAUGUGGAGCUGGUCGACUUUAAACCAACUGUAAGGCGACCGGAGGAGUGUGGCAGUGUUGAGGAGGACGAGGACGUACACGAGCGGGAGGUCAUGAUGGUGAACAGCAGGCGCUGGCUCCAUGGAGAGGGCUGGGGCUCGCCUCGUGCUACGACCAUGGUGUUAAACAACCUCAUGUUCAUGACCGCUAAGUACGGGGAUGAGUUUGCUUGGUCGGAGAUCGAGAACGUGUGGACCACAUUAGCAGACAGUUGGCCAAAGAACCUCAAAAUCAUUCUGCACUUCCUCAUCAGUAUGUCAGGAGUCAACAGUGACCCAAGCCUUUUGCCCUAUGUGAAACGAGUGGUGGUUUACUUAGGCAGAGAUAAGACUAUGCAGCUGCUGGAGGAGUUGAUGUGUGAGCUUGACCUGACUGAUCCUGUAAGCUCAGCUGUUACUCACAUGGACAACCCGCCUUACUACCGCAUCAGCUCCAGUUACAAGAUCCCCUCAGUCACCUCAGGAACAACUUCCAGCAGCAAUACCAUGGUGCCAGGAAAUGAUGUUCAUCAUGAAGGCAAGAUUAAAGACUCGAACAUGGAGGACAGUUACACCCACCUGGACAUCUACAGUGGUCUGAACAGCAACCUGAACCGUCAGCACCACCGUCUGGAGUCUCGUUACAGCAGCAGUUCUGGAGGCUCCUAUGAAGAGGAGAAGAGUGACUCCAUGCCACUUUACGCUAACUGGCGUUUGAAAGUGAUGGAUCACAACCGGCCAGAGCCCCUCCCCUUCCCUCCAACAGGAGGCUGCUGGUCUCCGCUAGUGGACUAUUUGCCAGAGACCAAUGCCCCUGGUGUACCUCUCCACAGAUGUAACAUUGCUGUCAUCCUACUGACAGACCUCAUUGUGGACCAUGGGGUCAAAGUGGAGUGGAGUGCCUACCUGCCCCUGUUGUUACAUGCAAUUUUUAUAGGGUUUGAUCACCAGCACCCAGAGGUCUACGAGCACUGUAAACGUCUACUUCUUCACCUGCUCGUGGUCCAGGGAGCAAAUAGCAACGUUCAGUCUGUAGCUAUGGUGCUCCUACGCAACAGAGACUACAACGAUCCUAGGGUCCUGACUGUGAAGCCAGUCGCUCCAGAGUUCAACCUAACCGGAGUGCAAGACUUAUUGCCAGAUGGUCAGCCAUCACCUAUGACGGACUCUGGCCUCAGCUCCAGCUCCACAUCUUCCAGCAUAAGUGUCGGGGCAGGGGGCACUGCUCUGUCCCACCUCUCCCCUUCACUCCUCAGUGAGGUGGAUGCCACUGCUGAACAGGACGAGAAGGCCAAAGCUCUCAUUGAGUUCAUUACAUCAAGAAAGAAGGGUCCCCUCUGGAACCAUGAGGAUGUAUCACCCAAGAACCCCAACAUAAAGAGCGCUGACCAGCUGAGUGUCUUUGUGCGACACGUCGUGACCGUCUUCAAACAUUCCCCAUUAGGUUUCCAGCUGGAUUCAUUGCUGAGUGAAGUGGCUCUACAAACUGCUCUGUCUUGUCCUUCUCGCCACUACGCUGGACGCUCAUUCCAGAUUUUCAGGGCACUCAAACAACCUCUGACUCCUGCCACGCUGUCUGACAUUCUGUCUCGACUGGUAGAGACCGUGGGGGACCCAGGAGAGGAGGCUCAGGGCUUUGUCAUUGAACUUCUCCUGACACUGGAGUCAGGCAUCGACACAUUAGCAGACACAGUCAAAAACUAUGACCUCCUCACUGCCUUAGCUCAAACUUCUCCGCGUGAUCUGUUGUUGGGGGCCAAGCUUGCUUCCAACAGGAAAAGCACAGGCCAACUGAACUUGAACAGCGGCGGCCUGUUCCAUUAUGUCCACAACCGUAGCAACUCUCUGCGAGCGAGCCAGGUGGGUGAACGAAAAGGAGACAGACGCAGGAGUAACACACUAGACGUAGCUGACCGACUUGGUGGCAGCCAUGGAAACCUGGCCCGAACGCGGAGCUUAUCAUCACUCGGCGGAGGAGGGGGUCCAGGUGGGGAAGCCAUCCCCCCCGUGGACCCUUCGAGCUUGAUGGCCACUGUGUUCUGGAUCGCCGCCUCGCUGCUGGAGUCGGACUAUGAGUUUGAGUACCUGCUGGCCCUGCGGCUGCUGAACAAGCUUCUGGGCCAGCUGCCUCUGGAUCGUGCAGACAGCCGGGAACGUCUGGAGAAGGUCCAGGCUAAGUUGAAGUGGUACAGCUUUCCUGGUCUGCUGCAGCUCUUCCUGAAGGGCUUCACCUCUGCUUCUACUCAGGAGCUCACCAUCCACCUGCUCAGCAAACUCAUCAGUGUCUCCAGACACACGCUGAUAGACCCUUCACAAGUGGCAGGUUUUCCUCUGAACAUCCUGUGCCUCCUCCCGCACCUCAUCCAGCACUUUGACAGUCCGACUCCUUUCUGUAAGGAGACGGCUGAUAAAAUAGCAAAGGUUUGCGCCGAAGAGAAGUCGGCCACCCUCUCUAAUCUUGCCCACAUGAUGAGCCUGUACAGCACACACAGCUACUCCCGCGACUGCACCAACUGGAUCAAUGUGGUGUGUCGCUACCUCCACGAUGCCUUUGCUGAUAUAACAUUGAACCUGGUCACUUACUUGGCUGAGCUGCUGGAAAAGGGACUUCCCAGCAUGCAGCAGUCCUUGUUGCAGAUCAUUUACAGCCUGCUGAGUCAUAUUGAUCUAUCAGCCGCUCCUGUCAAACAGUUCAACCUGGAGAUCAUGAAGAUCAUUGGCAAAUACGUUCAGAGCCCACAUUGGAAGGAGGCCCAAAACAUAUUGAAGUUGGUGGUGUCUCGCUCAGCCAGCCUUGUUGUCCCAGAUGAUGUGCAGCGCUCUUACAGCACAGAAUCCUGUGGCUCUCCAGAGAUUGCUUUCACGCGUAUAUUCAACAACUCCUCCAAGGAGCUGCCUGGCAAGACUCUCGACUUCCACUUUGACAUCUCAGAGACCCCAAUCAUAGGGCAUAAAUAUGGUGAUCAGCGUACCGCAGCAGGCCGAAACGGAAAGCCACAGGUGAUUGCUGUGACUAGGAGCACUUCCUCCACAUCUUCCGGCUCCAACUCCAACGGUCUUGUGCCGGUCAGCUGGAAAAGGCCUCAGCUCUCCCAGAGACGAACCAGAGAGAGGCUGAUGAAUGUCCUGUCUUUAUGUGGCCCGGAGUCUGGCAUUCCCAAAAAUCCAUCUGUAAGACUCCUCUCCUACUCUAAAGCGUCAGACAAGGUGGUGUUCUCUUCGAAUGAGGAUCUGGACUCCGCUGACCAGCAGACCAGUCUCAUACCCACAGUGGAGGAGGUGGUCCGAGAGGAGGACUUGCAGGGAGAGGAUACAGGCAGUGAGCAGCAGUUUGGGGUCUUCAAGGACUUUGACUUCUUAGAUGUGGAGCUGGAGGAUGCCGAGGGGGAGAGCAUGGACAACUUCAACUGGGGGGUGCGUCGUCGCUCCCUGGAGAGCAUGGACAAAGGGGACACGCCGACUUUGCAGGAGUGCCAGUUUGCGGGCAGCACGCCGAGCCUCAACCUCACCAACCAUGAAGACACAGAUGAAUCGUCUGAGGAGGAGGUACUGAGUGCUAGCCAGAUUCUCACCCGCUCUGGCCUUCUCAACAGUGAUUCUGCCACAGACGACACCGCCUCCAACAACGUGGACUCUCUACUGCAGUCUCAAGAAUCGUCCAGCAGUGCCCAGGAGGCCACUGUCCCUUCCUCUCUACCCUCCCUCCCCCGACUGGAUAGCGCCCUUUUGGAGAUGGCCCAGUCAGACAGCGCCAGCAGCCAGCUGCCUGAGGACGCAGUCAGCAUGACAGCAGCCGAUGAGCUGAGCAGCAGUGUGAGCGAGGACACGGGGUUUUGCAGCGCACCACCCCUUCCCUCUGACCCACAAGAGCUUUGUGACCUCCGGGAUACACACUAUCCUCAGGACCCCCAGUAUGCUCAGGACCCCCAAGAGACCCAGGACCCUCACGAGGACCUGGACCCAGCCCCCCCUCCCCUGCUGGUCAUAGACACUCCACCGGGGUCCCUCUGUGAAGAGGACUCCCUGCCUCUGCCCAUGCCACCAGAGACCAAGCCAGAUCAAGAUCCAGAUCCAGACCCGGACAGCACCUGUGGCUCUAUGUGGGAGGAAGAUGUGACACAAGCCCUGAAGGAGCUGGACGAGCGCUGUGAGGAGGAGGAGGCCGACUACUCUGACAUGUCCAGUCAAGAUGAAGGUGACGCAGACGGCUUCCCAGAGAUUCAGGCCUCUCCGCCCCCUUCGCCCUUCCUCUCUGCCAUCCUGGCAGCGUUCCAGCCUGUUGCCUAUGACAAUGAAGAGGAGGCCUGGCGUUGCCAUGUGAACCAAAUGUUGUCAGAUACAGAUGGCUCCUCUGCUGUUUACACAUUCCACGUGUUCUCCAGACUUUUUGAGAGUAUUCAGAGGAAAUUUGGCUCCAUCACACAUUCAUCUGUUCGCUUUCUUGGGGAGAGGCUCCAGCGAAUGGGAAAUCAGUUCCUCAGCUCCCUGGAAGUCAUGACGUCUCGCUCCCAGUGUCCCACUGUGCUGCUGGAUGCUGAGACGCUCGUCUCUUGUGGACUGUUGGAGACUCUGAAGUUUAGUGUGCUGGAGUUGCAGGAACACCUGGACACCUACAACGCCAAGAGGGAAGCAGCAGAGCUCUGGCUGGAUAACUGCAGGAAAACAUUUGGGGACAAAGAUGACCAACGACCAAAUACUCAUGCACAGCAAAUGGAAAAUCUAGCAGAGCUGGAGUUAUGCCGCCGGCUGUAUAAGCUACACUUCCAGCUGCUGCUGCUCUUCCAGUCCUACUGUAAGCUCAUCAGCAGGGUGGAUACUAUCAAGAGGGAGGCAGAGGUGACCAACAUGUCUGAAGAGCUCACCAUCCUUGAGAGCUGUUUGAAGGAGGCAGAAACGAGACAUGAAACUGAGGAGGAUGUGUGUAUGUCGGACACGGCUCAGACCAACACAGAGACGGCCAUCCAGUCCCUCAUCGAAUCUCUGAGAGCCAGAGACUUCACGUCUGCUCUCACACAGGUCAAAAUCUUUAGGUCUAUGUGGCCCAAUGACAUCUUUGGCAACGAGAGCGAUAAUGCAAUUCAGACCCUUCUGCACAUCUACUUCCGUCACCAGACGCUGGGCCAGACGGGCUGCCUGGCUGUCGUGGGCCCUAGCAGGGACCAGUCUCAGGCAAGCACCCGCCUCAUGGAGCUCAACCUGCAGAUCCGUGAGGCUCUGAGUCAGGCCCAGGCCUGCCAGCCCCAUACCACCAUGGUCAGCACUGGACUGUGAUUCUGUGGCACUGCAGACUAGACUGGACUAAGGUCCCCCCCUCACUCUCUCGCCUCAGCUGUAGAGAGAGAGCACCGACAGCGAGGGGCUUGGGAGGAGGAGGACGAGAGAGAGACUCCACCUUUAAAGGGCUAAAGGAUGUGUGGGAAUAACUGUGACUCUAAAUAUAUAUAUGUAUGAAUGCUUAAAGCUAAUAUCUUUUUCCCCAGACUAAGCCAACUUGCAAAAUUCAGUUGCAAUAAGUCAUGUGGUGGUGUGCCUGGGAAAGAAUAGGAGAGGACGCAGUGGGAUGAUAAUCUUUUUUCAGUUUUUUUGAUUUUCUUUGUUUGUUUUUCUUUUGCUGGAUCUAACAUGACGAGCAUAUCGUACCGACCGCCGGCCUCUCCGGGGGCCCGGCGCCGGGAGAUGGUGUAUGUCAGCAUGUAAGACCUGAGUCUAGAGGAGGUCUUGUAUGUGUGCGUACACACCUUCUAGAUUCAUAAGCAAAAACAGAAAAAUCUUGUUUGAAAAAAAAAAGAUUUUCCAAAGCAUGCUUGAAAGAGAAAAGCACUGCAAGAAUUAUUUUUUUGAAAAAUGUAUUUUCUAUUAGAGCUAACAUCCUAGGUUGUAAAUGUUAGGGUAUUUAACAUGUGAUUGUAACCCUGCGGGAGACGUUAGCCUUCAGGGUGUGUAAAAAGAGAAAUAUAUAUCUGUUUAUUGAUCUGCUUUGAGAGGAGAGUCCCCUUCAACAGGUCGUCACGCAAAACUCACUCUUAAACCAAAUAAGUAGCUGCCUUUAGAGACUCUUUGACUGUGUGAUAUAUAUUGGAUAUUCUGGUAUACGCUCACACACAAAUGCAUAUACUUGCACACAGGUGCAGACUGGCUACAACUCAUUAUGGAAACAUAACUUAUUUUACUCUGUAUAUAUUUUAGAAAAUGUAUAGUGUAAAACCAGUAUUUUUCCCUUGUACUUUUGUGUAAUGCACUGUUCAUCCGAGUAGGAUGUAUGUAUAAAGCUAAUGUGAUGAGAGAAAGCCACGACCAGAUUUGAGUCAUUAAUGAUCCGCUCUGCCUUUUUGUUACCCAGUCACACAAACUUCAAAAUUUCCCAAAGGCUGCGUUGGUUGGUGGUUGUGGUGGUCUGCUAAAAGAGGGUCAGGGCUCAUUUGGGACAGGCCACCUCUGCCUUGCUGACGGGGGAUGGCGUGGGAGAUCUAAUGUAGCCUUCAUCUCCUGUUUGACCGCACCGAUCCAGCCAAGCCCCCUCAUAAGCAUUCCUGAUCUCUACUGUGAUCUGCCCGCACAGCGCCCCCUGCUUAACGCCUCAUGAAGGGAGAUGAAGAUUUGAGUUUGAUCGCUUAGCAAAGCAGCGCUCACCCGCCACAAUCUGAUCUCCAGCCGUCACUGAAGCUGCGCUACGCUUUCAGGAACGGCCCCAUCUUGCUGCUACUGCAGGACAUGAAUCAUUACCUGAAUGCUUUCUGGAAAUCUUGUCAUGGCACAUUGUAACAGUCACUGUACUCAUUCCUCAGAGCUUUUUUUUCCCCCCUCCUCCCUGCUUGUCUGGUACAUUUUAAUGCUGUUCUUAAUUAUUUAAUGAAUAUAUUAUUUACCUGGAAGAUGUUUUAAUGUAGGGGUGCAUUAUACUUUUUUCUUGUUCACUCACAUACCAGCCUUCUCUCUGGAAAAAUAAAAAUCUAAUCCUACA
This is a messenger RNA of Platichthys flesus (European flounder), 12083 nucleotides long. It is a transcript of the gene fryl, whose product is annotated as furry homolog, like. The transcript is spliced from 62 exons. The coding region runs from base 950 to 10393 and encodes 3147 amino acids. NCBI's taxonomy places the organism in Eukaryota, Metazoa, Chordata, Actinopteri, Pleuronectiformes, Pleuronectidae. Gene Ontology annotation, biological process: cell morphogenesis; neuron projection development. The record is from RefSeq and is a predicted model, not a curated record. Gene Ontology annotation, cellular component: site of polarized growth; cell cortex.